AUGAGAUAUAUGAGAGUUAGUACUGCAAGUAGAAAGAUAUCCUCCAGCAUUGACGUUGAUAUUUAGUUUGAUAAAAGUGUCAGGACAGAAUCCUUUGAUGACAUGAUUUAAGAUGAUGGAAUAGGAAGUAAAAAAAGCAAGGAGUUAAGGUCGGCAAAAUAACCUUUCAUCCAGAUUGAGGAAUCAAUAAAUCCUUUCAGUGAUCCCCUUUGGGAAAGAUUUUUAGAGCCAAGCUUAAAGAAUCAAGAUCUCCUAUCACUAAAGAAAAUCUACAAUAGUAAAACUAAUGAAGCUUCGAUGAUCGAAUAAUAAUAAGCAGAUAGCUAUUCCAAAAUAAAACUAUAAGCCCAAAAACAUAAUUGA
Messenger RNA from Stylonychia lemnae, 363 nucleotides. Lineage: Eukaryota; Ciliophora; Spirotrichea; Sporadotrichida; Oxytrichidae. The record is from the annotation of a GenBank genome assembly.